ACUACCUUUCCUCCCUAUUCCCUACACACAUAUAAAAUCCAAGAAACCCUAAAACAAAGCCUCUUGCGCGCGAGCGAGAGAGAGACACACACACACAAAAGGUUCAGCUCCAUUUCGUCGGCGGCGCUGUAAGCCCUUGAGCCUUCUUUAGGCUCCAAAGCAAAGUACGCAGCAACACCCAAGAAGCCGAAGCAAAAGCACUAGGUUCUCAUUCCUCUCUUCUGUAAAACCCUGUCUUUGCGCCGUCACAGCUUCUUCUCUCUUACUCUCGCUGGAACGGUACAGAGAGAGAGAUGGGUCAGAUGGGAGAGAUAGAAAAGCCGAUAUUCAGAGACAUAAGGCAUUAUUUCUGUGAGUACUGUGGCAUUUGCAGGUCCAAGAAGUCCCUCAUCACCUCUCACAUCCUCGCCCAUCACAAGGAAGAGAUGGGGGAGAAGCGUGCUGAUGAAGAAGAGAAAAUAGGGGGGACAAAAUCCAAUACUUGCACAGAAUGUGGUUCCACUUUCAAGAAACCAGCGUAUUUGAAGCAGCAUAUGCAGAGUCAUUCCCUUGAGAGGCCAUAUAAGUGUCCUGUUGAUGAUUGCCAUUCCAGCUACAGAAGAAAGGACCACUUGACUCGCCAUCUGCUACAGCACCAAGGAAAACUCUUCAAUUGUCCAAUUGAGAACUGCAACCGUGAAUUUUCUUUACAAGGCAACAUGAAAAGGCACGUAAAAGAAUUCCAUGGCGAGGAUCACCCUCCCACUGAUACUGAAUGCCAGAAGCAGUAUGUCUGCCCUGAAAUUGGGUGUGGGAAGGUAUUCAGAUUUGCGUCAAAGUUGCGGAAGCAUGAGGACUCCCAUGUUAAACUAGACUCAGUGGAGGCGUUCUGUUGUGAAACUGGUUGUAUGAAAUAUUUUGCCAAUGAUCAAUGCCUUAAGGCCCACAUCAAGUCCUGCCACCGACAUAUUACUUGUGAGAUAUGUGGGACCAAGCAGCUGAAAAAGAACAUUAAGCGACACCUGCAAAUGCAUGAAGCCGAAGUGUCAUUGGUGAGAAUCAAAUGCCAUCACAAGGGUUGUCUUCACACAUUUUCAAAUAAAUCAAAUCUCCGUCAGCACGAGAAGGCUGUGCACCUUGAUCUUAAACCUUUUGCCUGUAGCUUUAGUGGUUGUGGAAUGAGAUUCGCGCACAAGCAUGUGAGAGACAAUCAUGAAAAAACAGGGAACCAUGUUUACACACCUGGGGACUUUGAAGAGUCAGAUGACCAAUUUCAAUCGAGGCCUAGGGGUGGGCUGAAGAGAAAGUGCCCAACUGUAGAAAUGCUGAUCCGAAAGAGGGUUACUCCACCAAGUCAGUUUGAUGAGGGAUCUGACUAUCUUUCUUGGCUGCUCUCACAGAGGAAUGAGGACGAGCAGUGAGUCGCAUGCCCUCUAGUUUUGUGCGAUGUGAAUAGAAAAUCGAAAUAUAUAGUUAAUUAUAGAUGAUAUAUAUAGCUUAUUAGCAUCCUUGUAUAAUCUGGUUAUGUUCCUCAUUACAAGUCGUUAUGUCCUUUUGGGGUUCAUUCAUCAGUUGCCUCUACUCACUAGUAUUACUCAUCAUUGAAUACAAAUGUAGCCUUAGUUUCUUUAACCA
Alnus glutinosa is the source of this 1614-nucleotide messenger RNA. Its product is annotated as transcription factor IIIA-like. The transcript is spliced from 7 exons. Gene Ontology annotation, biological process: regulation of transcription by RNA polymerase II. Gene Ontology annotation, cellular component: nucleus. The coding region runs from base 294 to 1400 and encodes 368 amino acids. The record is from RefSeq and is a predicted model, not a curated record. Lineage: Eukaryota; Viridiplantae; Streptophyta; Magnoliopsida; Fagales; Betulaceae.